CCCGUUAUAUCCGUGAGCGGCUCUUUCAGGGUCUUUACGGGAGCACGGUGUAACCAUUGUGCUUUGAGACGCGUUUUGAGUGUGCAUCGGGAAGCUACGCUGCAAAGCGCUUGGCAUCAUCGUGGUAACAUUUCCAGCACCACACCGCCGGGCAGGGGGACGACGCGCAGGACACUGCGGUUUACAGAGGCUCGUCUGAUCGUUGUUGUGGAGUGCAGAGCGUGUUUCCCUCCUGAGACGUGUGUAGUUCUUGGAUCAUGUGACAGUGGACUGGUGACAGAGUUCCCCUUCCAGCUGCAGAGAGAGAGAGAGAGAGAGAGAGAGGAGGCAGGCGGCAGGCAGGCAGGCAGGCAGGCAGGCAGGGUUCACCCACUCCGUGCCGCUUCGUACCCGAGCUCAGAGAGGCGGACUGAGCGAUGGGCGUCGGCAAGAACACCAAGUCUGCGGAGGCAGGGGGCGGGGCCGACGGGAAGUACGAUGACGAAUCGAAACAGUCUGAGUCGUUCUAUCCUGUGGUUGUCAAUGGAGGAGCCCAGUCUAACGGGGACCAAGACACUGAAGACACUGAGCUCAUGGCAAUCUACUCCAGAGAGAAGGGCCCCACAGAGAAGAGCUCUCUAUCAGAGACGCUGGACAGUAUGAACAGUCUGGACGCCCAGCGUAUGGACAUGAUCUACACUAUUGAAGAUGUGCCUCCCUGGUACCUCUCUAUAUUUCUUGGCAUGCAGCACUAUCUGACGUGCUUCAGUGGCACCAUCGCUGUCCCCUUCCUCCUCGCCGAGGCCAUGUGUGUUGGGUUCGACCAGUGGGCUACGAGCCAGCUGAUUGGCACAAUCUUCUUCUGCGUGGGCAUCACAACGCUGCUGCAAACAACCUUCGGGUGCAGGCUCCCUCUGUUUCAGGCCAGUGCUUUUGCUUUCCUUGCCCCAUCCCGUGCCAUCCUCUCCCUGGACAAGUGGAAGUGCAACACCACAGAUAUCUCAUUUAUGAACUCCACUCAGUUACUGCACACAGAAGAUAUCUGGCACCCGCGGAUACGAGAGAUCCAGGGUGCGAUCAUCGUCUCCUCUCUGAUUGAGGUGUGUAUCGGUUUUCUGGGGCUUCCUGGGGUCCUCCUGAAGUACAUUGGGCCCCUGACCAUCACCCCAACCGUGACCCUCAUCGGCCUGUCUGGCUUCCGGGCCGCCGGGGAGCGAGCGGGCAAGCACUGGGGCAUCGCCAUGCUGACUAUUUUCCUGGUGCUGCUCUUUUCCCAGUAUGCCCGCAAUGUCCAGUUGCCUUUCCCAGUUUACAAGUCCAAGAAAGGCUGGACUGCUUACCGUGUCCAGCUCUUCAAGAUGUUUCCGAUUAUCAUGGCUAUCCUGAUGUCCUGGCUCAUCUGCUUCAUUUUCACCGUGACGGACGUCUUCCCCCCCGAAAAGAACAAGUACGGGUACUACGCCCGCACAGACGCGCGCCAGGGCAUCCUGGCUGUGGCCCCGUGGUUCAAAGUGCCCUACCCCUUCCAGUGGGGAGUUCCGACGGUCUCUGCGGCCGGCGUGAUUGGCAUGCUGAGCGCGGUGGUGGCCAGCAUCAUCGAAUCUAUCGGGGAUUACUACGCCUGUGCCCGUCUCUCCUGCGCCCCCGCUCCUCCUAUCCAUGCCAUUAACAGGGGGAUUUUCAUUGAGGGGCUCUCCUGCGUGCUGGACGGCAUAUUCGGGACGGGGAAUGGAUCGACCUCCUCCAGCCCAAACAUUGGAGUGCUGGGGAUCACCAAGGUGGGCAGUCGGCGUGUGAUCCAGUACGGCGCUGCGAUGAUGUUGCUGCUGGGCAUGGUGGGGAAAUUCAGCGCGCUGUUCGCCUCUCUGCCAGACCCCAUCCUGGGGGCGCUCUUCUGCACACUGUUUGGGAUGAUCACGGCGGUCGGCCUCUCUAACCUCCAGUUCGUGGACCUGAACUCGUCCCGGAACCUCUUCAUUCUGGGGUUCUCCAUCUUCUUCGGGCUGGUGCUGCCCAGCUAUCUGAAAGAGAACCCCCUGGUCACAGGUGUCGAGGGGAUUGACCAGGUCCUGAACGUCCUACUGACCACGGCCAUGUUUGUGGGCGGCUCUGUGGCGUUCUUGCUGGACAACACCGUCCCAGGCACGGCAGAGGAGCGCGGGAUCAAGAAGUGGAAGCGCGGGAUUGCCAAGGGGAAUUCCGAACUGGAGGGCAUGGAAUCCUACGACCUGCCCUUCGGGAUGUCUUUCAUCCGGAGGUACCAGAUAUUCCAGUACAUGCCCAUCAGCCCCACCUUCGUGGGGUACAACUGGCAGCCCUGCGCCAAGAGGGGGACCCCCGAAAUCAGGGGGGCGCAGGAGAGCGGCAGAGGGAGGGAGCUGGGGGUCUAG
This is a messenger RNA of Polyodon spathula (Mississippi paddlefish), 2369 nucleotides long. RefSeq names its product solute carrier family 23 member 2-like. Gene Ontology annotation, molecular function: transmembrane transporter activity. The transcript has 16 exons. Gene Ontology annotation, biological process: transmembrane transport; L-ascorbic acid metabolic process. Lineage: Eukaryota; Metazoa; Chordata; Actinopteri; Acipenseriformes; Polyodontidae. The coding region runs from base 417 to 2369 and encodes 650 amino acids. The record is from RefSeq and is a predicted model, not a curated record. Gene Ontology annotation, cellular component: membrane.